This is a messenger RNA of Ilyonectria robusta, 846 nucleotides long. RefSeq lists its product as uncharacterized. The transcript has a single exon. Lineage: Eukaryota; Fungi; Ascomycota; Sordariomycetes; Hypocreales; Nectriaceae. The record is from RefSeq and is a predicted model, not a curated record. Bases 1 to 846 code for a protein of 281 amino acids.
AUGGCUCAGCCCAACACUCACGUCAUCCACCGCGGCGCCCAAGCUCCGGAAUCGAGCAAAUGGACUCCUUUUGAGUGGGAAGAGCCCAAGUUGGGGAAACAAGUCCACGGCGAAGUCAGCAUUGCACGUGCGUUCGGUGUUUCCGGGAACCUCUCGUCUGGGUUCUGGAGAACUGGACCUACUUCUCCAGGAGCAGCUCCUGAUGGCUCUCACAGCCUUACCUAUUCGUCUCCCCUUGGUGACGAAACGGCCUGUAUUAUCGAUGGUUGUGCCACCCUCACUGUGGUUUCUACCGGCAAGAAGUUUACCGUCAGCCCCGGAGCCAUCAUUAGCUCCCCCAAAGGGCUCGAGGUCCGUUGGGAGAUUGAUUCUCCGUUCUUCAAGAAGUAUUGGUGCAUCUGGAACGGAACCAGUGCUACUGCCAGCCCGCCAACCGACCUCCAAAUCAACCAUGUCAGUGAGAACCCACAAGAGUGGACCGACUAUCAUUUCACUGAGCCCAAGGAAGGCCCAUUGGUAGCUGGCGAGCUCUAUUUCAUCCGCAGCGGCGGUUCGACUGGGACCAUGCUGAGCGGUGUUUGGCGAUCUGGCAAAGGUAUCGCUGGAUCAGACGUGGAUGCUUCUGGAACAUUGAGCACGCCUUACACUGGAGUCCUGGGCGACGAAACGAUUCUGCUUCUUGAAGGCGAGGUAGAUGUCAUAGAGACCGAGAGCGGUGUCAAGCACAGUUUCAAAGCAGGUGAUGCAAUUGGAUUGACCUCGGGAAUGCACAUUACAUGGAUUUCUAAGGGGCCGUUUAGCAAGAAACUCUGGGUUAUUACACGUGACGAGGUUGAGAAUGUUUAG